Messenger RNA from Haliaeetus leucocephalus (bald eagle), 1290 nucleotides. It is a transcript of the gene PNPO, whose product is annotated as pyridoxamine 5'-phosphate oxidase. The transcript is spliced from 7 exons. Gene Ontology annotation, biological process: pyridoxine biosynthetic process; pyridoxal 5'-phosphate biosynthetic process. NCBI's taxonomy places the organism in Eukaryota, Metazoa, Chordata, Aves, Accipitriformes, Accipitridae. Gene Ontology annotation, molecular function: FMN binding; pyridoxamine phosphate oxidase activity. The coding region runs from base 1 to 690 and encodes 229 amino acids. The record is from RefSeq and is a predicted model, not a curated record.
AUGCUGCCUGUCUCCCCAAGGCCUGAGCGUCCCCCAUGUCCCCAGGCCUUCGAGGAGCAGCACCUGGCCUCCCGAGACCCCAUCCACCAGUUUGGGGUCUGGUUCCAGGAGGCCGUGGGCUGCCCGGCCAUCGGGGAGGCGAACGCCAUGUGCUUGGCCACCUGCACCAGGGACGGGAAGCCCUCGGCCCGCAUGGUGUUGCUGAAGGGUUUUGGGCAAGAUGGUUUCCGCUUCUUCACCAACCACGAGAGCCGUAAGGGGAAGGAGCUGGACGCCAACCCCUUCGCUUCACUGGUGUUUUACUGGGAACCGCUCAACCGGCAGGUACGGAUCGAGGGCUCAGUAAAGCGGCUGCCAGAGGAGGAAUCGGAGCAGUACUUCCACUCCCGUCCCAAAAGCAGCCAAAUUGGGGCCGUCGUCAGCCGGCAGAGCACCGUCAUUCCGGACAGGGAGUAUUUAAGGAAGAAGAAUGCGGAGCUGGAGGAGCGGUACCAGGAUACGACGGUGCCGAAGCCGGCAUACUGGGGCGGCUACAUCCUAAAUCCGGAUGUCAUGGAGUUCUGGCAGGGCCAAACCAACCGCCUGCAUGACCGCAUCGUCUUCCGACGCCUGCGGGACAGCUCGGCCCCCCUGGGAGACAUGACGCACCGGGGAGAGGGCGAAUGGGUCUUCGAGCGCUUUGCCCCAUGAGGCCGCCGCCGUCUCCAGCUGCGUUCGCCCGAUCGGGAGCAUCACCUGUGCCAAACCUGCCCGCCUGUCCCCCGUCAUGCCCAGGGGAACGGGGCUGGCUUUGCUCUGCUGUCCCCUGGGAGACGUGUGCUGAGCUGCGGGGGUGCUGGCGGGGGGCUCUGGUCCAGCCCCAGAGCCCCUUCGCCUCCCUUCGCUUCUCACUGGGGUGGGUGAGAGCCUCAGGUGUGUCCCAGAGACCAUCUGCUUCCCCUCGCCAACACGUGGGGAGCGACUGCUCCCAGUGCCACUGGUGGUUAAUUAAUCAUGGAGGGAUGCGGAGGGACCAAGAAAGACCCCAGUGAACCCCCUGCCUGUGCCCUGCUGUUGCCACCACUCAUGCCUCGUGUUUUAGCUAGAACCGUGCAAUGUGCUCAGUCUGUGCAAUAACUUAUUUAAUUGCAGCUUUAAUGUCACCACCGUGUCACUGGUGUUUGUGGCUGGCUGUAUGUGUUGCCACCGGCGCACCCCAUCUCCCCAGGGCUGUGGGACCCUCGACCCUCAGCCUGCUUGUUCAGGGAGGGGGUCAGGUGGGCGCCGCUCCCCGUCUGCCCCACAGCUGCC